GUUGUCGAGGCAACAUCGCGUCUCUUGCGCGCGCCACCGCGAGUGUAUCCAUCGACAAAAUAAAGUAUUAAAUCGUGAUCAGUGUGUAGUGUAUGCCAGUGAACCGGAAAUGUUGAUGCAACUGUGAUCAAAAAGUUAUUAUAAUGGCAUUGAAAAAGGAUUUCGAACUCAACAAGAACAUAUUCAAAAGUGUGAAAAUUCAAAUACCCAAACCCGUGAAGAUUCAGCAGGCGAUAGACAAGUUGUUCAAAAGGAAUAACUACGAGAAAAUAGUGCAAAGUUAACUUACACUAUUAGUUUAGUAGAAACAGGCUUAGUGGAUUAAAUGGCCGGUGAAGUUAGUGCAAAUAUUAGUAGAAGUAGAAAUAGUAAUCGCGCCGAACCAGAACCGCCUGAUAGAAACAAAUCGCCUAAUUUUAUAACAAACGAAACAGAAUUCAUUGGUAGAGGAGAUAUAUUGAGAUCAUCAACGCCUAUAAACAAACAUAGAAGAAGUAGAAGCAGGAGUGGAAGUAGGAAACUAAAGUUUCUGCUAUUAUCAACGGUCAGACCAAACGGUGGCAUGAACGGGGAGCAAGAGUUGGACGUGUGGAGUCAACUCCAGCAGAAGGAGUCUGAUCUCCUACUGGCAGCUGAACUGGGGAAAGCACUGCUGGAGAAAAAUGAGGAAUUAAAGAAAGAACAGGAGCGUGUCUCGGACGAGUACGCGAAAAAAGUUGAGGAAUUGGAGCAGGAGAAACAUCUGCUUCGACGACGGCUGGACACUACCCAAGGAGAGUACGAAGCGAGGUUACUGGAGCUGCAGAAUGACAUCAGGGAACUCACGACCAAGAUCGACUCCAGAGAUACAUCUGUUAAACAGCGAGAUGAAGAAAAAGCUAGCCUGAUAGCCGAACUAACAGCUCAAAACUCGAGGUUGACAGCUCAACUGAAAGAAUCUUCUGCAGUUGAAGCACAACUAAUGGCACAGUUGGAGGGACUGAAGGAUCAGUGUUCAAUGAGGAAGACUAGUUUACAGGAUCAUGUGCACAGUUUGGAGUCACUCAAAGCAGAACUUGCGCUUGUCAGUGAUAAGAAAGCGGACCUAGAAAGGAGGCUGACCACAUCACUUCACGACAAAGACAAUCUGAUGCAGCAACUAGAUGAAGCAAACGAUAGAAUUGUGGCUUUGGAGAGGCAAUUGAAAGAACAGGAACACCUUUAUCACAACACACUCAAGGAGUUGGAACGUCUCCAAAGAUCUCAUGACACUCUUGCUGAACGAAUUGGUGCACCAGAUCCUGUCGACACAACAGAUCCUGCCAGGUCACUUCAUGCUGAAAUGGAAUCUGAACCAGAAGACCAGGAUGACGGCUGGCUGAGGAGCGAAGCAGUUCAAGUAUAUAAGCAGCUGAGAGCGUUGGCUUUGCAGUUGAACACCGGACAUGAUGAUGAUUCAGGGCUACAUUCAGACCUAUCCCUCACGUCACUGGACGGCGAAGAGGGUGAGACAUUACGUAGGGGUGCUCUCGCCGCGGCCUGCGCGGACGCAGUUGCGGCUUACGCCACGCUAGAAGGCUCCCGGGUCAGAGACUCGAUAGCAGCGCAUGCACGUCGCGCGUUAGAGCGAGAGAGGCAGAUAGAUGAGAAGAACGAGAUCAUUGCUGAUCUAUCUUCCAAGCUAUCUGUAGCUGAAGUGGAACUACGCGCGGCUGCUGAAGAACGUGAUAAGCUGCUAAAUGACGCCAACUAUAGCAGCCUUCAGAAUGACGAGGCUGUGACGCGGGCCAGGCAGGAGCGGGACGAGGCAAUAGAGAGAAAGAAGACAGCUGAGGUGGCCCUGGCGAAAACAAGAGUGGAAUUGAUGCAAGCCAAUAGCCAGUUAUAUGAAGCCGUCAGGCAGAAGGUGGAUCUUGGUCAGCAGCUCGAACAGUGGCAGAUGGACAUGCAAGAGCUUAUAGACGAGCAAAUGAAGCACAAGCUCACCACACAGGAGAAGAGAAGAAAACUCCCCGAGCAACCUGCCCCCACCAGAACCUCCAGGAUCCUCGGAUUUUUUCAGCGGUGAUCUGCUGUACCCAACUCUUGGUGCGCCUACUCUAUGAAGCCAUAGACAAAAAUACCAUAUCAACCGUAUACUUUUUAAUAUUAAAAAAUUACAAUCCACUCAUAUCCUCGGCUGCGUUCACGUUGUUUUUAAUAUUUCAAAAAAAGAAUUUUAAAACGGUCGCCGCGUCCGCCAUCUUGGUUUUACACACGGACGCUUUAAAUACAGCAGCAGUUGUAGGAUAUGUUUAUAUUUUAUUUUUUAAGCCGUGUGAUGUUUAUACCUUUGCAGUGAUAAUUAGUUUAAUUAUUAGUGUACUAUUAGUUACGUUACUUUUUACACUUAAUGUUUCUUUAAAUUUAUUAUAGGAGUCACUGUAAAAAGGAUACUAUAUUAGAAUUUUAAAUACAAAUCACAUUGGUUAUUAGAAUAAAACAAAUUUUGGCAUUGAACAUAAAUUGGAUUGGUUAGGGCGGAUUUGGUACAACAGAGUGUAUUUUAUAAACGGACAUACCGAGAGGACUACCAUCUUUAUUUGUCCGUAUUUUAUAAUUUUAAAGACAAUACGACACGAUGUAUGAAAACGACAUUCGAAUUUUAUAAUCAUUUCAUUCCACCAUUUUGUUUCAUUGCGACCGCCAUGUUGUUACGAACCGUAUCAAUGAACUAACCUAUCCAUUGCUUUUUAACUUGUACAUAACAUAUUAUUAACUUAAGUGAUGAGAUUAUUCAAUAUCUUAAUUAAAUUCAUUUAAAGAAGAUAACAAUACUGAAGGCUCGCACCGUCUGUCUUAUUUAUUUUUAAAAACAUUUAAUACUAUAACUAAAAAUCGAACCAUAGACAACCUCAGACAUAAAUCUAUCACAAUAAAAUGG
Messenger RNA from Achroia grisella, 2902 nucleotides. Its product is annotated as bicaudal D-related protein homolog. The coding region runs from base 326 to 2047 and encodes 573 amino acids. Lineage: Eukaryota; Metazoa; Arthropoda; Insecta; Lepidoptera; Pyralidae. The record is from RefSeq and is a predicted model, not a curated record. The transcript has 9 exons.